Messenger RNA from Cicer arietinum (chickpea), 2260 nucleotides. The record is from RefSeq and is a predicted model, not a curated record. Lineage: Eukaryota; Viridiplantae; Streptophyta; Magnoliopsida; Fabales; Fabaceae.
UUACAAUCAACAAGGUUCUAACAAAAACUCUAUGUUAAGAUCAACUUCAUCGUGACAAAAAAAAAAUCAGAUUUUACAUUAAAAAGAUAUAAGUCAAUAUUAAAUGGUAAGAAUUUAGCUAAUCUUUCACAACAACCUUGGCCUAAAUUCUACUACAUCUGUGAAAGUUUUGUUGGUAGGUAAUAUGUUAGUACCUAUUUAAGCACUCUUUGAGCCUUAGAUUUUCUCCUUCUCUAAUGUUGUCUCAACUCACCUAAACUAUUUUAUUUCAACAACAAAAAAAGUGGGAAAAAGUAGAUUCCACCCAUGCAAACACAUUUCUAAAGGCUACAAAUUUGAUCAUCAUUUUAUUUUCUAAAUUGUAUUUAACUUAAAUACCCCUUCAAUUAUUGUACAUUUUUCUAUACCAUAUGAUCGAGAUCCCAACCUUAUAUUAAAACAACAUAUUAUAGCCUGCAACUCCUUCAUAUUGACACAAUCAACUGCACAAAUCUCAAAGCAACAAGCAACACCAAUUAUAUAAUUCAAAUGAUGGAGGGUAAUGUGGCCGUAGAAAAGACAAACUAAUUGAUGACUCAUAAGAUUUUGUGAUUGCCAACACUAGUAAGACAUGCCAAUUAUAUUCAUCGUACACCUCAAACUCAUUUCAGUAUCAUAGCAUCUUACAGAAUAUCACAUGUAAUUAAUAAAUAUCAUUCACAUAUUCACAAUAUUGGGUAGACAUGUUACCGCCUUACAUAUUCAAAGAAAAUUUCAUGCAUGCACCACAUGUUGUACACCGUGAUUAACAAGUGUCGCAUGUUUUAUUGUCUUAUUAUAUGAAUUUAAUUUUUUAUCAACCAAUAUCACAAUUGGCUAGCUCUUAUAUAAAGAUAGAGCCAAGGACUUGGUAACAUCACACAAACAUUGAGGUAGCUUUACAAUUAUCAUAGAAAAAAUAAAGAACAAACAACAAAUUAAAGAGCAAAAUAUGUCAACAAAGUACCAUGUUCGCCCAAACAAUUUUCCUUCUAAGUCUCAUCCUAACCCGACUAAAAUACAACAAGAUCUAUGCAAGAUCAAGACAUAGAAAUCCACAUCAACAUCCACAUCUGAUUCAAUCAUUAUUGGCCUUUUAUUUCUUGAAGAUUUAUACAUUUCAUUGGAAGAUCUUCUUAGUAUGUCAUCAACACAUAAGGCAAUUUCUCACCAAGUUGAGAAAUUUGUACAAGAGUUUUAUGAUGGUUCAGUCAGAAUUUUGGAUAUAUGUGGCAUCACAAGAGACACCAUAUUACAAAUCAAAGAAAAUGUUGAAGCGUUUCAUUCUUCUCUUAGAAAGAGAAAGGGAAAUUCAAGCAUUGAAACAAGUGUAUAUGAAUAUAACUUCUUUACAACAAAAAAAAUGAAAAAGAAUAUCACAAAGUUGAUCACAUAUUUGAAACAAAUAGAAAGUAAAUUUGGAGCAUCAGCAGUUUUGAAUGAAGAUCAAGAACUUGUUUAUGUAAUAAGAGUUAUUAGAGAAGUCAUUGUAAUGAACAUGUCUAUCUUUCAUUCCCCUUUGUCUUUCUUGUGUUCAUCAAAGUCAAAGUCAACCAAAUGGUUGAGAGUGGCAAAGUUGAUGAAUAAGAGGGUAACAUCAUGUGAGGACAAGUUGGAGAGUUUCAACAAAAUGAGGUGUGUGGAAGUAACUUUGAGCAGCCUUUUAAGAGAAGGUUCUAAUGUUUAUAAGAUGCAAACUGCACAUGAAAGACUGGAAACUUUGGAGAAUGUCAUUGAAAGGAUGGAAAAUGGUUUGGAGAAUGUAUUCAGACGUUUGGUUAAAACAAGAGUCUGUCUUUUGAACAUCGUGACUAUAUCUUAGGGAUCUUCCGAGGACAGAAAACUUUUGCACAGUCAAUUUGUAUGUAAAUAUUAAGUAUACAAUUCAAUAGUAAUGCAUCAAUUAGAAACAACAAAUUUUUGUUCUUUAUUUUUGCUCUUUUAAUUUUUAAUUUGAAGUUUUAAUUCCUUUCUAAGGUCAGUAUUAUUUGCCUAAAAACUACAAUUACUACUUUUUGUAAACAAACAUAAUUCAUCAAUAAAAAGUGUAACUAAAACUAUGAAAGUAACAAAAAAAACUAAACCACUAGCUAUGCCCAAGCACCUCGCAGCAAAGUAUAUUGUAAAUACAUAAAUAGAAGAAAAAAAACAUUGCAACCUAAAACAAAAACAUAUCUCCAAGACCAGAAAAUCUAGAUGAUGUAGCCAGUAGCCAACAAAUGAAUUUCAGCACUCUUGAAAA